Limulus polyphemus (Atlantic horseshoe crab) is the source of this 3714-nucleotide messenger RNA. RefSeq lists its product as uncharacterized. The coding region runs from base 35 to 397 and encodes 120 amino acids. NCBI's taxonomy places the organism in Eukaryota, Metazoa, Arthropoda, Merostomata, Xiphosura, Limulidae. The transcript is spliced from 3 exons. The record is from RefSeq and is a predicted model, not a curated record. Gene Ontology annotation, cellular component: mitochondrial membrane.
AAAUGAUUGUUUUAUUCUUUGUCUCAUCAAGGUUAUGCUGAGUGAAGAAAGUUUAAAAACACUUCAGUUUUAUCGAUGCAUACUGAGUCCGUAUGUUGAGUCUUACUGGUUAGCAGCAUCGUCGCUGCUGAAACUAGUUCAAGUAGAAAAAGAAGAGAGUGUCUUCCUACAAGAAAUUCACAAGACAGCAAAAGAAAGGUUACACCAGGGACUAAUAUCUUAUGAAGAGUGUUUUGCAGCUGAUCAACUCAAGAAUGCUGUCAGAUUGUUUGAACACUGGAAGGUGAUAGAGUGUUACAUCCAAGACUCAGUGAAACUGUAUUAUCUGAAUUUGGACUAUAAUUCAGAAGAAGCUGUAAAUGAGAUAAUUAGAAAAAUUGAAGAAUUUAAAGUAUGAUGUAAAAAGAAAAAUUGAAAAGCCGUGUUGAAGGCUGUAUUUUACUCUGUGUAGUGAUGAGAGCUUAUCUAACAUGAAUGCUUUGUCUUCUACAAGAAAAAGUCCCUAUUAAUGUGUUUGGAAAAACAGAACGAACUAGAACAUUUUAUUGAUGAGAGUAAAAAAGCCUCAACUAAUGUAUUUGAAUGGCUUAAAUCCUUUUAUGUAAUGAACAACAAAAGAAAAGUUACAAAUGUAGUUUAAAAUUUACCAUAUAUUUUGCAUUUGAUUUCAAUAAUAGCCUAUACUAAAAUGUAUUUAGAAACUAACUGUAUAACAGUUGUUUUUACACGUAACAACAUCAAAAUCACCAUUAUAUAUAUAUAUAUAUAUAUAACAACUUUGGUUAUUAUGCAGUAACCAACAUUAAUAUAUCAAACUUAUUGUCAUGCGCCAUCUAAAGGUAGCCGAGAAAUGAAAACUAGCUUAAAAGCAUUCCUUGUAGUGUAUUAUUUAUUAAAUAAAACCUCUCUCUCUAAAAAAAAAACUUUCAAGACAAUAGUUAAGAUUAUUAACUUCUUCGUGUAUUAUUAAGAACACCUGUUGUUGUUGUUUUUUAUAGUUCAGUUCCAUAUUUUUUUAUUAAGUAGUUUUUACUGUUGUUGAAUUGAACUUAACCAACACUUUUAGUUUACUGAUUUUAGAUGCAGGUCAUAUUUCACCUGUUGUGCCCAGAACUGUUUAGUGGUUUCAGAUGCAGGUCAUACUUCACCUGUUGUCCCCAGAACUGUUUAGUGGUUUCAGAUGCAGGUCAUACUUCACCUGUUGUGCCCAGAACUGUUUACUGGUUGCAGAUACAGGUCAUACUUCACCUGUUGCACCAAGAAUUACCUACUGGUUUAAGAUGCAGGUUAAAUUUCAUUACCAAGAUUUGAAAGAUGUAAAUUUUUUUGUCAUAUUUUUGCUGUUUUUUAUGUUGUGAUAAAUAUGUUACAAAAGUAGGAAUAUUUUAAAAAUUUGAUUGGUUGUUCAAACUGUGAUAGUUGUCUUUGUUUUGUUUUUUAAAUGGAUAAAUUUAUUAAUUGUAGUUGCUGUGGUUAUCUAGAGGCAGCAGGUACUUAAAUUCGUCUCAGACUGAUUUAAAAUUUCUAAGAAUUUUGGUUUAGUUGCUAAUUCUUCGUAGUGUCGUUCAGUUUGCUGUUUCAAGAAGUUAAGCUUUGCAUUGAUAAGUUUCUAAUUAUAUACAUCUAUUAACUGAUUUUAUUGUCAAUUAAUCUUACUACCAAACUUAAAUAUUAUGCUAAGAAAUUGUGUACUGAUCAGCUGAAAAGUAAAACUUCUAGUUUUUUUGAGUGACUUCUGAAUAAAAUGACUGGUUCAUGCAGCUUAAUUUUUUAAUUUCUUGGAAGUUAAUUCAGAAAAUAACAAUGAUAAAUGUUUAUACCAUAAUUGAAAGCAUACUGAAUGCUGGUUCUUGAUUGCUUUAGAAAAUUAAACCAUGAUCAGGUUACAUUAAAGUUGUGGUCAGUAAUAGCCUUGUAAUAUUUCACAAGCUUUCCAGUCUUUACCCAGUAAACAUUAGAUUUAAUAUUAUGUGAUACAAAAAAAAUAACUGUUUACAGCCCCAUCUGCUGUUUAGAAAGAUAAUCAAAAUAUUUUCAUUUUCAUAUUUAAUUAUUGUAUAUUACAAACUGUUUUAAAGUUUCAGAAUAAUACUUUUUCUAAAGCUAAAAAUGAGUUUUUUAGAUGUGAGAAAAAUAUAUUUAGACUAAACGUAGUCCUGUUAAAAGCAUACGAAAAUCUUAUCCCAAAAAUAUUGGAAGAGCUUUUUUUGUUUUAUUUAAUGGGGCCUGAUGUUACUUAUACUUUUUUUCAGAUAUUUCUGGUUAGACAAAGAAUUUUAAGUGGUUUGAUUUAUCUUUCAUUUUGGCAUUAGACUGAUUUUGGAGGGAAAAAAUCAAUUAACAGUAGCUAUGGGUUGUCCCUCCAUGCAUCUGAUGUAUUAGUUUACAGACUUUCAAUACUAAAUUAAAGGUUCCAUUCCCAUUGUUGGGCAGAGCACAGAUAUCCUAAUGUGUAGCUUUGCAUUGAAAAAUUCAGUAUGCUAGCCUUAGCUGAAGUUGAAAAAGUAAAUGCAACUCAAGGAUGUCAUUAUUUUCAUUCUAACCAAGCCUCCAGAUAUAUUUCUGUACUGUUUAGUUGCAGCAAUACUUUAUAGCUUCAGUUAAUGUAGUUUUUCAUAUAGAUAUUUUAAACUUUUCAUUUGUUUUGGUGAAUUCCUUCAGGAUUUAAAAAAAAAAAGUGUAAUAGUUGUUGAAACACACCCGAAAAGCAUAACCUGUAGUUGUUUUAAUGCCUUCUCUUACCUGUAGAGCCAGUUUAACGUGUUCAGUGCUGAGGACACUCGUGUACACGUUUAGUAUUCAUUCGUGUGUUCUCACCAUGCACAUCAUAAGUACAAAAUGGUAAAGAUUACGUGUUGUAGAUUUGUUGUUAUUAUUAUUGUUUAAAUUAAAAACAACAAUAUUUUACUAAAACUUAUCAGCAAGCAUCGAAACAGUUAACAUGUUAACUUUGUAGUUUGCCAGGUAAGGUCAUUUAAAGGUUGUUUGAUGAAAUGACAAGUUAUUCUUUUGUGAUGCAGUGUUACUCAAACCAAAGCCAAGGGCACAUAAGAACCUUUGAAAAACAUGCCUUAAAAUUGUAGGGCAGUCACCCUUGAAUUGUUUCUGCUGAUUUAACUUUUUAAUAAUAUAAACAAUUCUUAAGUUGUUGUUUUUUUAAACAGAUUAUGUGUAUAAGAGGUCUGACUGGGGUAACUGACAUAAACAGUUUGGGAGUCACUGACUUCAAGUGUUAAACAACUCUUAAGUUGUUUUUUUAAACAGAUUAUGUGUAUAAGAGGUCUGACUGGGGUAACUGACAUAAACAGUUUGGGAGUCACUGACUUCAAGUGUUAUUUUCCUUAUCCUUAUUGUAAUGUACAAAAUAAAUGUCAGUUGGAAAUAGAGGUUUACUUGUUACUCACAGCUUUGACGUACUUUUCAUAGCUACUCUUUAAAAUUGAUAGUUCUGCUUGUAAUCGGUUAUUAAAUUUAUUUUAAUUCAUGAACUUCAAGAUAAAAAUUGGAGGUGGUUAACCGUAAACAACAAAUCAACCUGUUUGCUGUAACAUAGACAUUUAUUACUGUAUUGGAGAAAAAAAAUUAAGAUCUUAAAAUUAAAAACCUACAGACUUUGACUCCAAGUGGAGUUGCUCGACCAAAACCAUGAAUUAGAAUAGAAAUUUCAGUUUGUCUUUAUUAAAAAAAAAAAAAAAAAAAAACCCUACAGCCAAC